UCCCCCCCGCCCGGGCCCUCCAUCCCGUUCUCUAGUCCUCGCAGCCCUCCCUCUCUUCCAGUUUCGGUGUCCGGUUACGGUUACAGCUCCUCUGUUCUCAUUGUGACUUUGGGCCAGGCUAGGGGGAAGUGGCCCGGGAGGGUCCGGUGUGGCUGCAUAAAAUUGGCAGAACAAGGUUGGGGGGGGGGGGUAGUGUGCGACGUCAACGAGCGGGGAGAGGGGGCGGAGGAGCUGCUCUCUGAGUACAAGUCCGUGGGCUCUCUCAGAGAUCCUCAGGCCGGAGCCGAGGUGGCUGGCGAUCCCAGGCCACUGCAAGCCUCUGCUUUCUUUACACUGCCUCCUUUUUCGGACAGGAGUCGCAGCUGCACCGAAGGGCUUAGUCCCGAACACUUGCAGGGUGCCAGGAACGCGCUGAUGCCCCAAGUGCUUGCAGGGCUUCCAGCUAACCAUGCCGCGGUCGCCCGCAGCUGCCUUGGCACUGCCCCUGCUACUGCUCCUGGUGCGGACGCCACCCCUGACCAGUGCGCGACCCUCCCGAGGCCCGGAUUAUCUGCGGCGCGGUUGGCUGCGGCUGCUGGCGGAGGGUGAGGGCUGUGAGCCCUGCCGGCCAGAAGAGUGCGCCGCGCCACGGGGCUGCCUGGCGGGCUCGGUACGCGACGCGUGCGGCUGCUGCUGGGAAUGCGCCAACCUCGAGGGCCAACUCUGCGACCUGGACCCCGGCGCCCACUUCUACGGGCGUUGCGGCGAGCAGCUCGAGUGCCGUUUGGACGCAGGUGGCGACCUUAGCCGCGGCGAGGUGCCGGAGCCGCUGUGUGCCUGCCGCUCGCAGCGUCCCCUCUGCGGCUCGGACGGCCGCACCUACGAGCAGAUCUGCCGCUUGCAGGAGGCGGCCCGCGGGAGGCCCGAUGCCAACCUCACUGUGGCGCACCCGGGGCCCUGCGAGUCGGAACCCCAGAUUGUGUCACACCCACAUGACAUUUGGAAUGUGACGGGGCAGGACGUAAUCUUUGGCUGUGAAGUGUUUGCCUACCCUAUGGCCUCCGUUGAGUGGAGGAAGGACGGCUUGGACAUCCAGCUGCCAGGGGAUGACCCCCACAUCUCUGUGCAGUUUAGGGGGGGACCCCAGAGGUUUGAGGUGACGGGCUGGCUGCAGAUCCAGGCAGUGCGUCCUAGUGAUGAAGGCACCUACCGCUGCCUUGCCCGAAAUGCACUGGGCCAGGUGGAGGCCUUGGCUAGCCUGACAGUGCUCACACCAGACCAGCUGAACUCCACAGGAAUCCCCCAGCUGCAGUCCCUGAACCUUCUUCCUGAGGAGGAGGCUGAGAGUGAAGAGGGCGAGGACUACUACUAGGAUGUUCCGGUGCAGGCGUCUCGCUUCUUUGAGGCCUCAGUUUCCCCCUUCGCGGCCCCACAGCCAGGAAUGGGAGGAACCCCUGCUGCCGCUCUCCCCCGCCUCUGCACAGCUGACCGGCUUUAAUAACGUCGCUGGAAAGUGACACGCGAUUUAUUAUUAAAGUAAUGCGGGCGCGGGGACGGGAAAGGUUUAAUAAACGUGCUGAGAUGCCGAGGAUUAUUCACCGCAAAUAAAUGAGAGCGCGGGCGGCGUUUUAAUAAAUAAUUUCCCUCCGUUCCCGGGGGAAGAAGGGGAGGGGGCACCCGAGCUGCUGCCAGAGCUGCGGGCUUCGCCUCCACCCGGGUUUCAAGACUUCCCCGCGUCUGUAGUCCUAGGUUGUUCACGCUCAGGAUAUGAGAUUCCGGGGGAGCCGGCCCAGAGUGGUCCAGGUCUGGGUGUGGGAGAGGCUCUACCCACCCUACUUCGUCCACCUCCGGAAUUUUAAGUCGUUUCCUUAAGAUGCAGUGAAUACGCUUCCUUCGGGCUCUGAACUGACGAUCCGGAUUAAAGAUUCGACCUGGGAUGGAAGGGUUAACUGAGACCCAGCCCUCUGCCAAGCGGAGGCUCAUAGGUCCCAGGUCCUGGCCAUUCUCCUCCCUGCUUGUGACUGACCCCGCCUGGGCUUCAGAUGGAAGGGUGCGUGUACAGGUGCGAGGUUGCCACGCGUGUGCAAAUGACCCUGACUCCUUCCUGGGGCCGUUGUGAGGGAUGGGGCAGGUGCGUCUGGCUGCUUGUUACCACUAAGGCUCCGAAGAACGGUGCUGGAGGCCUUCUCUUUUUAGGCCAGCGAGGCCUAAACGGAGGCAGCCGGGCCUAAGCCUAACACCGGGCUCGUUGGUGAACGAGGGUCGAUCGGAGGGCUGAGUAGAACUCGAGUCCCGAGUGGUAGGCCGCCCUUUGGGUGGGAGGCACGAAGCCUGGGGGGCCGAAGCCUCCAGGGCAGCGAAGACGAACCCAACCUCAGAGAGGGCUGAGCAUGCAAACUUUGGGGGCAGAGAACAUGCCGACUGCUAUCACCUAGAGGCAGCUUGGGGUGCACCCGGCUCCGCAGGUUCUGUGCAGAGUCCAAAAGAGGCGACAUCUCUGGCGACACCUCUGGCAGCACUUGGGUGCAUGGGAGGUGGCGAAAGAGUGCCAUCUGGUGGAUAUUUCUGGUUGUGGUCUUAAGACCUAGGCCAGGGGACUUAAGAUAUGUUAACAUGAGACAGUUAACUUGACUCUGGAAAAAUCUAAAUAAAAAGAUGCAUUAAUUUGUAUUCAUUUAGCAUAUGUGUACAAGUGAAAUGUAUGUGAUGGACCUCUGGUGGUCCAGUGGCUAAGAGCUCCAGGGCUAACCAAAAGGUCCGCAGUUUUGAUCCACCAGCUGCUCCUUGGAAGCCCUGAGGCGGUUCUCCUGUGUUCUGUACGGUGGCUAUGAAUCGGAAUCAACCGGGCAGCAACGGGUGUAUACCUGAUAAGGAGCCCUGGUGGUGUAAAUGGUUAAGCCCUGGGCUGCUGCCAGCUAAAGAUUGGCGGUUCAAAUCCACCCAGUGGCUCUGAGGGAUAAAGACCUGCUGAUCUGUUUCCAUAAAAAUUAUAGCCAAGAAAACUCCAUAGGACAGUUCUACUCUGUCAUGUGGGGUCGCUGUGAGUUGGAAUCAACUUGAGGCACCUAACUACAACAAUAGCAUAUAUAUGAUGUUAUUAUGUCAUACUAUGUGAUAUCUAUAUGUAAUAUCUAUAAUG
Loxodonta africana (African savanna elephant) is the source of this 3118-nucleotide messenger RNA. RefSeq names its product Kazal type serine peptidase inhibitor domain 1 (gene KAZALD1). Gene Ontology annotation, cellular component: interstitial matrix; extracellular region. Gene Ontology annotation, biological process: regulation of cell growth; regulation of signal transduction. The record is from RefSeq and is a predicted model, not a curated record. The transcript is spliced from 6 exons. Lineage: Eukaryota; Metazoa; Chordata; Mammalia; Proboscidea; Elephantidae. The coding region runs from base 449 to 1351 and encodes 300 amino acids. Gene Ontology annotation, molecular function: insulin-like growth factor binding.